Molecule: messenger RNA, 498 nt
Organism: Mercenaria mercenaria
Lineage: Eukaryota; Metazoa; Mollusca; Bivalvia; Venerida; Veneridae
Exons: 2
Coding region: 1-498 (165 amino acids)
Source: RefSeq, a predicted model, not a curated record
AUGGCAGCAAGAGCUGUACGGUUAAAGGUAGGCGUGCUCGCUUAUAGGCUUGAGUUGGUACCAGCAGGCGUGCUCGCUUAUAGGCUUGAGUUGGUACCAGCAGGCGUGCUCGCUUACAGGCUUAUGUUGGUACAAGCAGGCGUGCUCACUUACAGGCUUGAGUUGGUACCAGCAGGCGUGCUCACUUACAGGCUUGAGUUGGUACCAGCAGGCGUGCUCACUUACAGGCUUGAGUUGGUACCAGCAGGCGUGCUCACUUACAGGCUUGAGUUGGUACCAGCAGGCGUGCUCACUUACAGGCUUGAGUUGGUACCAGCAGGCGUGCUCACUUACAGACUUGAGUUGGUACCAGCAGGGGUGCUCACUUACAGACUUGAGUUGGUACCAGCAGGUGUGCUCACUUAUAGACUUGAGUUGGUACCAGCAGGUGUGCUCACUUAUAGACUUGAGUUGGUACCAGCAGGUGUGCUCACUUACAGACCUGAGUUGGACUACUAG